Molecule: messenger RNA, 7046 nt
Organism: Passer montanus (Eurasian tree sparrow)
Lineage: Eukaryota; Metazoa; Chordata; Aves; Passeriformes; Passeridae
Gene: SYK
Product: spleen associated tyrosine kinase
Exons: 14
Coding region: 2497-4404 (635 amino acids)
Biological process (GO): protein phosphorylation; positive regulation of alpha-beta T cell proliferation; cell differentiation
Cellular component (GO): cytoplasm; extrinsic component of cytoplasmic side of plasma membrane
Molecular function (GO): non-membrane spanning protein tyrosine kinase activity; signaling receptor binding; ATP binding
Source: RefSeq, a predicted model, not a curated record
GGAAAAUCCACAAAUAUACUGAAUCUUUCCAGAAAAUCCAGAUUUACAUUUAUUAAACGUUUCUAGAAAAAAAAAAGGAGGAAAUAUUUUACUUUAUUUGGUUGCUGGCCCUAAGUAGAGCUGGCCACACUUCACAGGAAAGCUUCAGAAUGAUAAUAUAUAUGUUAGGAUAUGCUAGUAUACAACAUUAUAUGUAACACAUUAAAUAAGAUACCCCACUGUUGUGAGCACCUUACCAAAAAUCAGUAUCACAGAACUCAGCUAUUUGUAUUAAAUCUCGUAUGAAAUGAAAGAAAAAGUAAACUGUGGACAGCCCAAAAAUUUCUUUGCUUCAUUUAUUGGAUUUCCCCUCCACUGGUGCCAGAAGCUGACCUGGACCAGCAGCCAAGCACCCACACAGCCAAAUGCUCAGCCCCCCCUGCCCAGCGGGACUGAUGACAGAGAAGGGAGAUCAAAAAAAGCCAUGCAUCAAGAUAAGCAUAAUUUAAUAGGAGAAGGGGAAAACAACAAGAUCACAACCACAUCAAAUGAUGCAGAGCCAGUCACCCAUCACCUCCCACAAGCACAGUGACAAACAGCAAAUAUCAGAUUAGUGGCCGCCUUGAAAGAAGCCCACAUCCUUCCACCCUCCUUCAUCUAUACCCAGUUUUGAGUGCUAACCAUGAUAUGAGCUAUUCCUUUGUUCACUUGCAGGCAACUGCUCCAGCUCUGUCCCUUCCCAACUUCUAGCUUACACAAUGGGAACAGGGGUAAAGUGAAAAGUGGAGAAAGCCUUGACAUUGUGUAAGUAGUGUACAGGAAUAGACAAAUUAUUAGUGUGGUAUCAAUACUCUUUCAGCCAAAAUCAAAGGUACAGCACCACAUUGGCUGCUGUAAUGAAAGUUAAUUCCUUCCCAGCAAAGUCCAGUACAAUUGCUUAUGCAGUAGUGGUGAUUUUUUUCACCAAUUUAAGGUAAGACUUCCCCUUAAAAAACAGUUCAUAGUCCAAUAAUGACUUUCCAAAAGCUUUCCCUGCAGAUCUGCUCACACUUGGAUAUUGAUAGGAAAAGAACAAUACCAUGAACACAGGUCUAAGAAUUAGAUUAUCCAAGUUAUUCUCUUUUUUCUAACAUGCAGACAGUGCCAAUAAGAAAUGCACUGCCAUUACAGCAAUUGCCAAAAGUCUCACUGAAACAAACCAAAACCAGAGACCUUUUAAAAUGGCAUGAAAUAUGAGAGAUUUGUACUUUGGCAGCUCUAUUGAACAUCAGAUGUACAGUCCAUUUUGCAAUAAGGAAAGAGAGACAGUGUUUUGACGGAAAAUAAUGCCUGUAUUCCACAAUAGUGCCAACACCAAUUUAUUAUGGGGAAGAAGGAAGUGGAUUUUUCCUGUUGCAAGGACUGCCCAUCACGGGACACCACACUGUGUCAUGCAGCACAGUCACCGCUGAAGGAGACCUGCCCACUCUGGCCUCACCCAAGGUCCCUUGUGCCAGCCAGUCCUGAGUGACCGGCAUCAGGAGCGGUUCGUCCCUGGGCAGUCACAGGCGAAGAACAGCGGCACUUUUUGGCUGUGUGGUCUCAGCUUCCACAGGAAUUAAUUCCGUCACACAGGGUGCUGAGGAGGCCUUGAAGAGGGACUUUCCUUCAAGCUAAGCGUCUGGGACACUGGAGUCUCCUUCACACCGGGAGUUGCUACAAACGUUUGAUCGAAACACGGGAGAAAUGUUUGUGUGAAAUACAGCAGCAACAGUGAUACUGUGCCAUGGCAGGCCCCUUUGCUGCUCCAAAAGGAAACCCCCUCGGACUCCUUUCCUCGGUGAAGUACACACAAAGCACCAAAGAACUUCAAUAUUCCAGAAUGCACCAAUUCUCAAUUGGCAUACGCACCAAUAUGCACACAUUCGUUUUCUCCCUUUCCAGAAGCCGCAAUUGACACACUUCGAUCCUCAGUCCCCAGCAUGGUGCUGACCAAAGACACGUCCAUCCUCCACAGCCAGAUGCCCGCGAGGCGACCCGGGCGCUACAGGGAGCCCAAGCCGGGCUCCGGGGGAGACCCGGCACCCGGGGUCGCAGGGACAGCCCCGUCAGGCGGCACCGAGGGGCCCACGUCACGGGUCCCGAGCAGCCGUGCCGCGGGCUCCGCACCACACGGACGGCCCCUCGCCCGCGGAGAAGCGACGCCGGCGGGCCCGGGGGCUGCAGCGGUGCCCGGGCCUCUCUCCGGCCGAAAGAGGGGUCCGGGGGGACGGCGGCCGCGCCCCCUGGAGAGGAGGGAGCGCUCGCCCACACCGCGCUGAGGAAGUGGCCGCGGCUGCGAGCGAAAACGAGGAAGCGGCGGAUCCGGCGGCGCUAAGAGAAGGUCCGGCCCCGGUCCGGCCGCAGCCCGGCACGGCUCGGCACGCCAGAGCCGCCCGCCCGAGGGCUGCCUGCCGGAAGGAGGCGGCGGCGCGGAGCAGAGUGACCCCGAGGCAGCGAUACAGUAUUCUAGAUUUGCUGCUUGGAAAAGAAAAAACCAUGGCUUCCAACACAUCAAACCCUGCUAACCAUUUGCCAUACUUCUUUGGUAAUAUCACACGUGAAGAUGCUGAGGAGUAUCUGAUGCAGGGAGGAGCAAGUGAUGGACUAUACUUGCUCCGCCAAAGCCGGAAUUACCUGGGGGGCUUUGCCCUGUCCUUGGCUCAUGGAAGGAAGGUUCACCACUAUACAAUUGAGAGGGAGCUGAGUGGCUCCUAUGCUAUUGCAGGAGGCAGGUCACAUGCCAGUCCUGCUGAACUCAUUAACUAUCACUCAGGGGAAGCAGAUGGCCUUAUCUGUCUACUGAGAAAACCUUUCAACCGGCCACCAGGUGUUGAACCCAAAACAGGACCCUUUGAAGAUUUGAAAGAGAACCUCAUCAGAGAGUAUGUUAAGCAGACUUGGAAUUUGCAGGGACAUGCUCUUGAACAAGCUAUCAUUAGUCAGAAGCCUCAGCUGGAGAAGCUGAUUGCCACUACAGCCCAUGAGAAGAUGCCGUGGUUCCAUGGGAGGAUCUCUCGGGAGGAGUCAGAACACCGUAUCCUCAUUGGGUCAAGAAACAAUGGAAAAUUUCUUAUCCGAGAAAGGGACAGCAAUGGUUCCUAUGCCCUGUGCCUACUGAAUGAUGGAAAAGUACUUCACUAUCGUAUUGACAGAGAUAAGACAGGAAAGCUCUCCAUACCAGAUGGAAAAAGAUUUGACACCCUAUGGCAGUUAGUUGAGCAUUAUUCAUACAAACCAGAUGGAUUAUUAAGGGUUCUUACCAUUCCUUGUCCACAACAUGGCUCAGAAAAUGAUAAUCUUGGUUUUAAUACUCAUCCUUCUUCUGGAUCACUUCCUAAGAGUUGGGCAGGAGGUGGAAUUAUCUCAAGACUCAAAUCGUACACCUUCCCAAAGCCUGGCAGCAAAAAGCUUCAGUCAACUAUUGGCCACCCAUCAGAAGAAGCACCUUUUAAUCCAUAUGUGCUGCAAAGGAACAGAGGUCUUACAGGAGCAGAAAGAGGUGAUCAGAGAGAGGCAUUACCCAUGGAUACUGAGGUCUAUGAAAGUCCAUAUGCCGAUCCAGAUGAAAUUAAACCAAAAAAUGUCACUCUUGACAGGAAAUUGUUGACUUUGGAGGAAGGUGAACUUGGCUCUGGCAACUUUGGUACUGUAAAAAAAGGGUUCUAUAAGAUGAAAAAGGGUGCCAAGCCUGUGGCUGUAAAAAUUCUGAAGAAUGAGAGUAAUGAUCCAGCCAUAAAGGAUGAGUUACUGAGAGAAGCAAAUGUAAUGCAGCAACUGGAUAACCCAUAUAUUGUCCGAAUGAUAGGUAUAUGUGAAGCUGAGGCCUGGAUGUUAGUAAUGGAAAUGGCUGAACUUGGGCCAUUGAACAAAUUUUUGCAAAAAAAUAGACAUGUCACAGAGAAGAAUAUAACAGAGCUGGUGCAUCAGGUUUCCAUGGGGAUGAAAUACCUGGAGGAGAAUAAUUUUGUUCAUAGGGAUCUGGCUGCAAGAAAUGUGCUCUUAGUCACUCAACAUUAUGCCAAAAUUAGUGACUUUGGACUUUCUAAAGCUCUUAGUGCUGAUGAAAAUUAUUACAAGGCACAAAGUCAUGGAAAAUGGCCAGUCAAAUGGUAUGCUCCAGAAUGCAUGAAUUUCUACAAAUUUUCUAGCAAAAGUGAUGUCUGGAGCUUUGGGGUUUUAAUGUGGGAAGCUUUCUCUUAUGGACAAAAACCAUAUAAGGGAAUGAAAGGUGGUGAAGUUGCACAGAUGAUUGAAAGAGGAGAACGAAUGGAACGUCCUGAAGUCUGCCCAACAGAAGUCUACAGUCUAAUGAAAUUGUGCUGGACAUACAACGUUGAUGACCGACCAGGAUUUGUUGCAGUCGAGAUGAGAUUACGUAACUACUACUAUGACAUUUCCCACUAACAGCGUGGAGAGCAGCAGCUUCCUCGUCUCCAGCCAACACCCUCUGAGAAGCAACACAUUUUCCAAAACCAAACAACCUCAAUUUUUGUACUUCCAUUUUCAACCUGCAAAGCUCAGAGCUGAGCCUUGUGUCUGUAAGGUUGCCUUCUCUUACCUUUUGCACAAAAUCCAGCCCCAAAAGAGUUUUGGAAGUGUAACAGUCUCAAAGUGUGCAGCAAGGAUGUUAGAUAACAUGCUUGUACUUUUGCUACAUUCCAUUUCAUUUUAUUUACAGCUUUUAUUUGCAUUACAUUUUUCAGUCCUGUAAAACCUAUUUAAUGACUUUGAGCCCUCUUCCUCUCCUACACUCAAAUGCAGAUUGGAAUUUAAAUUCUUCUCAUCAACAUUAUUAGCCUUUAAAUGUAUUUAGUUGUUCCAGCCUUCCUUUCCUUGAAGAAGAAUAGCAUAAACAUUUCUCACUAUGAAGCAAAUUCACUGUGCAAGUAUGUCAGAUGCUUUGACUGACAGUGUGUUUGAUUUUAUCACCGAGCCCCUUUAAACCAAAUCACAUUAUUCCUAGCAGUAAAGUAGGCAGAGGGGAAUCGGGAGUUCUGACUUUCUAACAUCAUUGCACUUUUUAAAUGUGACCAUUUUCUUUUGUUCCUCAUCUCUUCUUUUGUUCCUCAGCCCAGCUGUUCCUCAGGGAGUUAUUUUUUUUCCUAGUAAAAACUGGAAACUCAGAGGCUUGAUUUCAUCUUGGAAGAAAAUAUCCCAGCACCUAAGAUGAUUCUAUAUUUUAAAGUAAACUCCAACACUGCAUUCCAGAAAAUACACCUGUGAUGGAGCAGCACUUACCUUUCUCUGUGCUCUUCCAUCAUUCUCCAGACACAUCUUUUCUAUCUAUCUAUUUGGGUAUACCAUAACUCCUUGUGUUGUCUUUUGAGCAGCAAUCAUUUCUAUCUUUUCUUAAAACCUUUCUUUAAAAAGCAUGUGAGAAUUUCACCACACCUUACGGCCUCUAAAGUUAAAUUUCAUGUCUAGUUCAUCUAUUUUAUAAUGGGCAAAUGGACAACAAGAUUACCAGUUCCAAAAUCUUAGUAUUUGUCCUGUAGGACAAAUCUCAGUGGACAUCUCAGGAAAAGGAAUUUGUCUUAUCACUCUUCUGUAAUGUAGUGUGCGUCUCCAUUAUAUUGGAAGUAUAGCAGAGUAAUAACAAAUUAUGUAAUCAUUUCUGAUUCUGUUUUUACCUUUAUGCUUUGCUUUCUAAAACUCAUUUUAAAUAUUAUCAAUAGCAACAUUUCUAUCACUUAUUAUUUACAAGCAUCUAUUUUAUUGUCAUUUGCAUAUAUCUCAGGAAUCUACUUACAUUUUGUCUGCUAGAUAUAGAGAUUUUAGAAGAAUAUGAAGAAUAAGAUUUAGAGUUAGAUAUAUUUAUUGCAUAUGGCUGGUUAGAUUAUACAUGUUUAAUUUUUGUGUGAACAGAGUAUUCUUAGAGAUAAAAUGGUAUUUUUUUCUCUAGUAAUUAAAUUGUAUGAGCAAUUAAACUGAGAAAGGGUGAAAUAAUUGUCAUCAAAGACAGGAUCUAUAAACAAAUGUAGAAGCUACUGGUAUUUUUUUUUCUUUUUACUAAGUUUAAGGUCUAUUUGUUAAAUAAUAUCUGGUGCCUUUUAGUAGUUUAGUCUUGGCUGUCCAGUGCAAGGCACCACAGGCUACUGGAAGAUACUGAGUGUAAUAGACUGCGUUUCAAAUGUGAUCAAAUGUGACUUACCUUAAAGAUGAUUUAAUUUUGUUUUGUUUUUAGGUUUUCCUACAGACCAGCUUCUGUAGAAGUUAGCCAUAGUUAUACAUAGCUUUUGUCACUUUAGUUAUGUUGCAGAGAAUUUGUUAUCUCUACAUGUGCAAUUAGUACAAUUAUGGGGAUAUUAGCUAUAAACAAAUUGCACACAUCUCUAUGAACCAGCAAGUGACAGUAUUCAAUUUUCCAGAAUGAGAGAUACGUUUAUCUCUAUCUCUCAUUCUUUUUAAAAGUGAUGUCUGAUACAACCUGGAGGAUUAUUUCUUCUCUUCUGAGUGAAUGUCAACAUCACUUUCUGGAGUUACUUGAUUAUUUUCAACUUCACUAUUACAUAAUAAAAGUUUACAAUGAGAAUAUAAAGUAUCGUGAAAUAAAAGAAUUAGGUUUUAACAUUUUAAUUAAAGAUACUUUUAUAAAAUAUGCUGUCUUAACAAGAAUCCUUUCAUAAUUACAUGCUUUGUAAAAAAUCCUGAUGCUGUGUGUAUAUGUACUGAGUUACUGUGAUUGUUGUGAAAGACUGAGAUUUACCUACUGACAAUGAAAGAUACCCACCAGGACAGAUAAGGCCACUGAAGCCUGGGCUUCAGGAAUAGCAGGAAAUUCCCAAAAUAUGCACAUUGUUAUUGCACCUAAGUCUUUUUUAAGGGAUUUACAACAAUACUGUGCUGAAUCUGGAAGGUUAGAGAUGCGAGGAGUCAGUGCAGUAUAUCAGCUAGCCAAGAAUUUCUGUCUUACAGAUGUCAGCUAUGCCAGAUUUAAGUCACAUUAUAUGACAUGGAGCCUCCCUGAGAUGCAGAUAUAUUCUAAAAUAAUAACAGCAAAUCUUAGUCUUUCAUUUAGCUUUUUUUUGCAUGCUCAGGUUCUCAGG